CAAAGAAGUGCAGGUGGCAGCACCAGCCUGUCCCUGCCUCUAGCCCUCCCCACAAGUCCUUUCCCAUAGCUGCCCCUCCACCCACCCACCCACUCACUCUCCUAAGCUGCAACUGCCUUGCCCAGGCGCCCUUCAGUGCCUUAUAUUCCCCAGCAAGUCCUCCCAGCAUGCCUUGCAUUAGCCUACAAUUCCCAUGACCCUCCCCUGGGAACUACAUUUCCCAGAAUUCCCUUGGUCUAGCUUGACCUGGGACUGGCCCAUGCCUGAGCGGGCAGGGCCAGUCCCUGUGUGGCAGAGCAGGCAUAGUGCUCCAAGGGGAUGUUUUGCAGGUGUUUCCCUCACAGCAGGUGGAGGGGAUUCAUGCAGCACGGGGGGGUGAGGCUCUAGCUCUUCGAAUCCCUCUUGGACCGUGAGAAACUCCCUCUUGGCUUCAGCAUAAGGAUCCAGCGUAAGGGAAGCAGUGACCCACGUGCUAAGCUCUGUGCAUGGGGCCGACUCCUGUGCGUGAAGUCAAACCCGUGUGGAUGUGUGCACCCCAGGACACCGGUACCUUGGCCGCCCCUGCAUCGCUUCGCUCUUUGGCAAGGAGCACCUGGUUUCCUGAAAGCGGAGUCAGUCUCAGCCAGGAGAUGCCCCGCAGGAAUUCCUGCCGGGAUGAGGGUGUGGUGGAGGAGGUGUGCGAGCAAAUGGUGUUUGCUUCUUUCUCAUUUGGGGAACCUGGAGUUGAGUUUAGGAGUUUACCCGCUUCGUUUUCACCCCUACUCCGCCAGGUUCUCACCGAUGGCCCUGUGGAUCCAGGCCCAGCAGCUGCAGGGAGAGGCCCUGCGCCAGAUGCAGGCGCUGUGCAGCCAGCACUUCCCCAUCGAAGUGCGGCAUUACCUGUCGCAGUGGAUUGAGAGCCAGGCAUGGGACUCCAUCGACCUCGAUAACCCCCAGGAGAACCUCAAAGCCACCCAGCUGCUGGAGGGGCUGAUCCAGGAGCUGCAGAAGAAGGCCGAUCACCAAGUGGGCGAGGACGGGUUCUUGCUGAAGAUCAAGCUGGGGCAUUGUGCCACUCAGCUGCAGGUCGGUGCCUGGAGCCGCAAUGGGGCAGCCUUUCCCUUCGUGUCCUGCCAGGGGCCGGCCACGCCCCCCGGGCGCUCCCCCGUGGGCCGGCCAAGCCGGGCGCAUAGCAGGGGGCUGGAACGGCAGCAGAGUGCGUGAUGGCAGGUGCCGUCUCUCCCCUCUCCUCACCGCGUGGGACCAGCGCAUCCCUGAGCCCCCUCCGCUGCUGCCCUGAGCUCCAUCCCGUCAUGUCACAGCCCCCCCAGCCACUUCCGUCCCCUGCGGGCUCCUUGUCCUGCCACGGGCCGUCUGGGUGACCCCCAUCCUCAUCCACAUGCCCUGGGAGCGGGGAUGCCAGCAGGGUAGGUUAGGGCAGGAGCAGCCCCCCGUCCAGUGCCCACGGCACCCCCUUUUUCCCCAGCUGAGGGCGGUGAGAGCCCCUGAUUAACUCCACUCUGUGCAUAGCUCAGGACCUUUGCUACCCCUCCUGCAGAACACGUAUGACCGCUGCCCCAUGGAGCUGGUGCACUGCUGUGACGAACUGGGAAUGUUCUUAAUGUUUUCUCUGAAUACUGUGUUGGUGCCUCAGUGUCCCCAUGGCAGUUCUUAAGUAUCUGGGUGGUGGAAUCAGGGUGUGUGAUUGCUGCAGAGCAAAGGGCCAGUGCCCCUAAAUGCCUGGCACUCUGUCUCCUAGCAACUGAUGGCCUGGGCCCCCCCUCUGCAAAGGUGCCAGCUGAAGGUGUUGGAGACAAAGGGAUCAGGUGACCUCCUGGCCCGGGAAAGGGGCUGUGCAGAAAGGAGGGGCUGGAGGGGGUUGUUAGUCUGGAGCUGGCUGGGGA
Molecule: messenger RNA, 1883 nt
Organism: Gopherus flavomarginatus (Mexican gopher tortoise)
Lineage: Eukaryota; Metazoa; Chordata; Testudines; Testudinidae
Product: signal transducer and activator of transcription 5B-like
Exons: 3
Coding region: 655-1203 (182 amino acids)
Biological process (GO): regulation of cell population proliferation; cell surface receptor signaling pathway via JAK-STAT; regulation of transcription by RNA polymerase II
Molecular function (GO): DNA-binding transcription factor activity, RNA polymerase II-specific; RNA polymerase II cis-regulatory region sequence-specific DNA binding
Source: RefSeq, a predicted model, not a curated record